Molecule: messenger RNA, 4865 nt
Organism: Cercospora beticola
Lineage: Eukaryota; Fungi; Ascomycota; Dothideomycetes; Mycosphaerellales; Mycosphaerellaceae
Gene: TRS130
Product: transport protein particle complex II subunit TRS130
Biological process (GO): early endosome to Golgi transport; intra-Golgi vesicle-mediated transport
Cellular component (GO): TRAPPII protein complex
Source: RefSeq, a predicted model, not a curated record
CCCGCACUCGCCCACGCCUCCUCUGUUCGUACGCUCGCGAUGACGACGUAACUUAGCAGCUUCAGCCCGUCAGCACCAUGUUGCAGGGCGAGCAGAGCGCGCGACGAUUCAGGAGUGGAUAUGUCGUCGAGCUCCAAGGUUACCGUCGAGUAUCAUGACGAGUCUGGAGUCUUUCCCCUAGUAUCGCGCGACAUAGCCGCCAGGCUUCCGCUGCGAAACCUCAACUGGCAGUCACCGCCUCGCCCACUCCGCCAGAUCAAGUCCUUGCACUUGGAUUUCGUGCCCGAUAAACAGACUCAGGCUGCUCUACGGCCCUCGUCACGCAGAGAUGAUGCUAUCGCGCCUCAGCGAAGUCUCGACAUUGCCACGGGAGGCGGCCAAACGGGCAAGGAGCGAAGGCACCAAAUCCCAGGCUUCCGGACAAGUCCAUACCUCAAACUCUAUGUGUUGAGAUGCGAUGAUAGUGAAGCCUACAAAGAGUUCGAGCGCAAAAGGAUACGCGAGUGGGUGAAGGAGGUCGCGCAGCCAGAGGGCAAGCAGGACCACGAUGCUCACGAAUGGUUGAUCUUGCACGUUGUUGUGCCCGACACUGUAGCGGCCAGCGAGCCACGAUGGCGGGAGAGUAGCAGAGACCCGGACGACCUCAAGGAGAGGAAAAGCGGCAACAAGCUCAUUGGCAAGGGCACGCGGACUGUAUUUGACCGAGUGCGUGCUGAUUUCAACGAUACGGGCAAGUCUGGCAUCGACCGCGUGGCUCAAAUCCGCAUCGUAAAGAAGGAGGCACCGGCGGACUUGCUUCCCACCCCAGCUGUUGCGCAAACAUACGAUGAGACUCCACAGGAGCGAGAGAACGCUUGGAGCGACCUCAUUUCGAAGCUCAAGUCGCUCAUUCUCGGUCCCUUUGACAGGCGAGUCCGACAGUAUGAAGCUGAUAUUGCGGAGCAGGAGGCGCGAAGGUCACUCCCUGGCUGGAAUUUCUGUACCUUCUUCAUCCAUAAGGAGGGCUUAGCCAUGGCACUGGAAAGCAUAGGCUUAGUAGAAGACGCUUUGGCAAUCUACGAUGAACUUUCGAUCGGGCUUGAGAUCGUUCUCCGCGAAUUGGCAACUGGCGUGGCUCGGGGAACAGCAACAAGCUUUGCAGAUCAUACGCAUGAUAUUAGGCGGAGAGUGAAAGGGCCAUCGAACGCCGACCGCAAUGGGGAUUCCAACGAGGCUGCAAACAGCAAACACGACACAGAGCUUCUUUUCAGCAAAGACUAUCGAGAUGGUAUCCUUCGGAGCAGCAUAUCUGUGUUCGACUUCAUGUGCUACAUUUUUCACCGACAAAAGGCUCUGAUACUGCGUCUUGCGAAUGCACAGUCCGCACGCCUGGAGCAAGAUGCGAAAGAGGGCGGCGAAGAUCUGGUCCUAACUGCAGAAGUAUGUUGGCGAGCUUCAAGCUUCGUUCACAUGGCAGCACGAGCGCUCAGACAGGACCAGGCUCGCAGUGCCGCAUCGUCCCUGGAAACAGAGUAUCUGGUCUGCUCGUGGACUUGGGCAGUAGCAUCUCAGGUCCUUGCUGAGACUGCGGUGCCAGCACUGAUAGAUGUCAUUGAUAGAGGGUUACGCCGAACCUCUAAUGGCAGCAUACGCAGGCCAGCAACGAGCACUGGUGUUGGCGCGAACACACACCCACAGCGGACGUCCAGUUUGCCUGAUUCUGAAGCCGCGAUCGAAUUGACACGUCCACAAAGCAGAAAACAAGGCUCUAAACCCUUUCGACCAGCGACGAGCACUGGCGUCGGUUCAAUAGGGCACGUCGGUCUGCCAGGCCAAGCGGACUUGGCAACGUAUCGGGCAGAAUUAAUCAUGAUGCAACGACGGGUACUGGUGCAGCUUGCUCGCACAUUCGGUUGGUGUGCCGGUUCAUCACUUGUCAGCCCUUCACGUGAUUCGCCCCUUGAGCAGCAAGGCGCCAAUGCCACGAAGACUACAGAAGACGAAGACUCGGGAAGCCUACCCCUGGACAUCCUGAGUCCAUCCCUGAAGGCAACAGUGGGCAACGAGCGAGACUUUGAGCGAAUGUACGAGCGGCUGACCGAUCUGGCCAUCAAGCAUUUUGGUGCAGCUACACAGCACAAGUCAGUGGAAAAAUUGUUGGGCGAUCUGGCGAUGUUGAAGUGCCAGCAGAACGAUUGGCUGAGCGCCACGACAUACCUCGAGCGUGUUGCUCCGCAAGAGGAACACGUCGGAUGGGACAGACUAGGCCUGGAGAGACUUCGUACCUAUGCUUAUUGCCUGAAGCAGCUGGGUAGGAAGCAAGACUUUGUUCGUGCGACGCUAGCACUGCUGAGCAAAGUUAUCCGGCGCCGAAGGACGAGCAAAGCGCUCAAUUUCUCAGGUAAUAGCAUCGCUACUAACACGAGCGAUUCCGGUAUCAAUGGCAGCUUCCAGGAAGCGAUUGAAGUGGCGGGUGAUCUUGACGCUGAAGACAUUCACCCACUCAAGGACUUCUUCGGCAACGUCGAAAUACAUCGCGUUGUAGACCAUGAUGCGGAGACUGAUGCAUUGACGCUGUCUCUCAACGUCACCCACUACCUUGACGAGGUAGUGACUUUCGAUGCAGUGAGCGUGCGCCUGGUUAACGUAGACGAUUCGACGCAAGAAGUAUGGCUCGAAAACGCCCAAUCGACUGCACUGCAGCCGGGAACGAACACUAUACAGCUCUUGUCAAGGACCAUAGCGUAUGGCCCGUACCUCAUCGACACAGUUGAAUUGAGGAUCAAGCAGCUGCGAUUCGUAGAGCACUUGCGUGCGACACCGGAGCCGACACCCUUGGGCAUCACUGUGGUCGACCCUACCACAACUAUCAGAGAUUCUACUAAACCACCUGCUUUCGUUUUCUUGUAUCCCCGGGCACAGGCAUUCUGCGCAACCGUCAAGAGGGCUCGCCAUACUCAUAUCGACAAGCCGCGGCAUCUCGAGGUCGCUUUGCAUGCUGGGCACAAUUCGGUCACAAAUGUUAAUAUCAGACUAAAGCCGGCAACAGCAGGGCUACGCCUUCACCUUGCAGACGCAAUUCUUCGCAAUAUUAAACUGGACAAUACUGCAGCCGUUAAAGCCGGACACCUCACCCUCGGAGAAAUGGCCGCCGAUAGUGAUGCUGAGGUACAAGUGCCAUACACUACCGAACAACCCACCAAGGAAGUGAUGUUCCGGAUGGAGCUUCAUUACACCACUCCACGAGGCACCUUUACGCUGAACCUCCCGAUCAAGUUGGCCAAUGAGCUGCCUCUCGAUGUAGACGUACACGAUGUGUUCCAGCUCGAUCGAUUGUACUCGAGCUUUACCGUGCGCACCACCUCACAAACACCACUGACCAUACUUGGCGCGGAGCUGGAUGACUCUCCAUUAUUCGCCGUGGAAGCGCCGCCUUCAUUGCCCCUACCUCUGACUGCAUUUGAGGCACAGCCCGUGAAACUGCUCUACAAGAUCACACGGAAGCACAACUCAGAACAAAAGGUUCUCAAACGCGACGCCGCCCUUGCGUUCAAGGUCCGGUAUGAAGCGAUCGAUGAACUUUUUUUGUCUCAUCUGGAAGAGCUCUUCACUGCAGACAUACGGCAGAGCGAUUUCAGCCAAUAUCGACGCCUGCUAGUUCCAUUGCUGCUCGAUCGUGCCCGUCAUAGCACCAUUGCCUCAGAUCUCGAGGCAUCGGCCCUCCUCCGCGAGACCCGUGUGAUCGAUUUCGAGACUGUCGGGUGGACCGAACUGAUUGCCACUCUGCCUGCGGAGCAAAGAGCACCAUUGGACGGUUGGCUCCGCACAUGGCACAACGAUCACAAGGUCCUCGCGCUUGACCGCACAAAUAUGGCAGAGUCGCAGUGUAUUACCAUCUCUGUCGAUGUGCCAAACGUCGACAUGGUGUUCAGUACUGCUCUGGAACUUCCGAGCAUGACAGGGCAAAUAUCGGACCCUAAAGUUCUCACUCUUGGAGAGGCCAUUACGGCCAAAGUGCUGGUGAGCCACACCUCGUGUUGGAGUGCCAGAGAGGUGUUCCCCCACGUUCCCACGUUCAGGAUACAUGGCGAAGAUGAGCGGAAGACCUUCGUAGUGCACAUCGAGAGUGAGGACGACACUUGGCUCAUUGGCGGGCAGAAACGACGACAUUUUGUGCCAGAGGCAGAUGCGCCGUGCACCUUCGACAUUGUGCUGAUUCCACUACGCGUGGGCCAACAGCCACUGCCAAUGAUAGACGUGCACCAAGAAGAGUUCAAGCACGAGAGUGAUGAGCCUGGGGAGCGGCCAACAUCAACGACCUGCGAAACGCACUACGAGAGCACUGGUGAACAGGUCCACGUCGUCAGACACGUACAGAAUACCACUGUGCACAUUCCCGAUACCACGUCGUCAGCCCUCGUGCUACCGUCAAGCAGUAGACCGGGAGCCAGCGGAACGAGUUGAGCUGAGCGAUCGAAAUGUCUGAUAUGAGCCUUAUACGAUAGAGACGCUGCUUGAAAAGGAUAGACAGGACCCUGCAAGAUACCCCUUGUAUUAUUGAUGAACUAAUGUUGAAGCGUUGUCUUGUCAGUGCAAUGAGAUCGAGCGCUUUGAGAACGCGUUGGUGAUGCGCUACCCCCGUGUUCCUCCUCCGCACCAUACUUGAACUCGGAGGCCGGCUGAUGAGCUAAAGCCCGCCAAACAAAUAUGUCGCUCUGGAGGUGACCUAUUUCGCAAUAGAACAAUAACUUAGUCUCCCAAAGUGCCGCGUCUGCCGUUCGAGCGAGCCUUUCGCAGAACGUGCGAUCGCCUCGCAAUAGUGUGUGCCGGCAGUCGCGAUAUACUGCCAUUCUUGCGAAUUAUAAGCACCAAACCUAACCCGCACU